AUGGCCUCCACUGGCUGGAUUCCAGGGCGCCGAUCGACCCCAAUUAACUCGAACUUUGACAGACUCGAGCAUUUCUCCUCAUGCGGAGGUCAUGCUGACCAUAACAUGCUGAUCCAUGGGUUCACAUCAAGUGGCGACUCUGGAGUCCACUCACUGAGUACGGUCCAGACUGACAUAGCCAAGCAAAUGGGCGAGUUCUUGCUUGAUUUUUGA
Penicillium soppii is the source of this 213-nucleotide messenger RNA. RefSeq lists its product as uncharacterized. The record is from RefSeq and is a predicted model, not a curated record. The transcript has a single exon. NCBI's taxonomy places the organism in Eukaryota, Fungi, Ascomycota, Eurotiomycetes, Eurotiales, Aspergillaceae. The coding region runs from base 1 to 213 and encodes 70 amino acids.